Molecule: messenger RNA, 936 nt
Organism: Fusarium subglutinans
Lineage: Eukaryota; Fungi; Ascomycota; Sordariomycetes; Hypocreales; Nectriaceae
Product: ADP ATP carrier
Exons: 4
Coding region: 1-936 (311 amino acids)
Biological process (GO): mitochondrial ATP transmembrane transport; mitochondrial ADP transmembrane transport
Cellular component (GO): mitochondrial inner membrane
Molecular function (GO): ATP:ADP antiporter activity
Source: RefSeq, a predicted model, not a curated record
AUGUCUGCUGAGCAACCCCAGAAGGUCUUGGGCAUGCCGCCCUUCUUGGCCGACUUCUUGAUGGGUGGUGUUUCCGCCGCCGUCUCGAAGACCGCUGCCGCUCCCAUUGAGCGUGUCAAGCUCCUCAUUCAGAACCAGGAUGAGAUGCUCAAGACCGGUCGUCUCGACCGCAAGUACGCCGGUAUUGGUGACUGCUUCAAGCGCACCAUGGCCGAUGAGGGUGUCAUGGCCCUCUGGCGAGGAAACACCGCCAACGUCAUCCGAUACUUCCCUACCCAGGCUCUGAACUUUGCUUUCCGUGACAAGUUCAAGAAGAUGUUCGGUUACAAGAAGGAUAAGGAUGGCUACGCCCUCUGGAUGGCUGGUAACCUUGCCUCCGGUGGUGCCGCUGGUGCCACUUCCCUCCUCUUUGUCUACUCUCUGGACUACGCCCGUACCCGUCUUGCCAACGAUGCCAAGAACGCUAAGAAGGGUGGUGACCGUCAGUUCAACGGUCUCGUCGAUGUCUACAAGAAGACACUCGCCUCUGAUGGUAUUGCCGGUCUCUACCGUGGUUUCAUGCCUUCCGUUGCUGGUAUCGUUGUCUACCGUGGUCUCUACUUCGGAAUGUACGACUCUAUCAAGCCCGUCGUCCUUGUCGGUAACCUGUCCAACAACUUCCUUGCCUCUUUCGCUCUCGGCUGGAUCGUCACCACUGGUGCCGGUAUCGCCUCUUACCCUCUUGACACCAUUCGACGACGCAUGAUGAUGACCUCUGGUGAGGCCGUCAAGUACAAGAACACCAUGGAUGCUGCCCGCCAGAUCGUCGCCAAGGAGGGUGUCAAGUCUCUCUUCAAGGGUGCUGGUGCCAACAUUCUCCGUGGUGUUGCCGGUGCUGGUGUCCUCUCCAUCUACGAUCAGCUCCAGGUCCUCCUCUUCGGCAAGGCCUUCAAAUAA